GGGGAAGCGGGAGGCAAACUCGGCCUAGUUGUGUUAGUUUUAUUUGUUGUUAUUUAUUAAUGAAAGAUAUGGACGGUUCCCAUCGCGCUAACGUGCUCGUUACAUCCUGUCUGAAAACACCGGUGGAUCCGCACACGAAAGUCCCGCUGGCUUUAUACGAGAGAGCGCGCGCUGCCCCGGGUAUAACGGAUAAUGAACAGAAGGAGUCUGACGAAGAAUCAGACCCAGGAACUGAUGACGCUCACGCUGAAGUCAGCUGCGCUCAGCUCCCCUGGCCUGCCGAUCACCUUGACCUGCAUGAGCUGUACCUUUCUAAUGAGCAGUACUACUGCAAGCUGGAGCAGCUGAGGAGAGCUCACCUUCACACCAUGGCUGAUCUCGAGCUCAUGUACCUCAAGAAACUGGAGCUGAAGGGCAGUGAACCUCUGAGCAAACAUGACAGAGCCUGUCUGCUGCAGUGUCAUCAGAUAAACGGUACGACUGGGGGAAAACUGAAGAAGUCUCACUUGGCCCAUGAACUCUAUGUGGAUGAGGUUUGCAACGGUGACCGUGGUGACCAUGUCAACCAAAACAUUACGAAAGAUCUUCUCAGCUCACCGAAGGAACACAUCAAAAACAUGUGGCAAGGAUUCCGUGUUGAUAAAACAUCCCCAAAUAAGCAGAAACCUUCCUCAACGUCGCUAGAGAACCAUCCAGGUAACCAUCAAGCCACAGUGGAACCAAAGCGAGUUCAAAGGUCUACAAAAGGAAGAGGAAGGUCAAAAGAGGAAGGCUGGCGUCCACAGGUGACGGUGCCCAAGCCUUUCCAGAUGACACUCCGGGAGACGGAAUACAAACACAAGGUGGUCAGGUCUCGUGCUGAAAUCGAACGGGAGAACGAGGAGCUGCGGCGAGAGAUAGAAGAGCUGACCGAGUGUCAGCGCAAGUUCAGAGCCACUGCGGUGCCUGCUCACGUGCGCAUGCCGCUGUACGAGGAACUGCGGGAGCGAGACGAAGAACGGCGUCGCCAGUUACGGGCCACGGAACAACGGCGCCUCCUCACCACUCAGAGGCCCUUUAGCUUUCUGGAAAGGGAGCAAAUCAAGAAACAGCAGAAGGAGCUCACUGAGGAGCAAGAAGAGCACAGGAGGCGGCCAUUUCGCGCCAAACCGGUUCCCUGGGCGGUUAAAGAGGCAGCGACGGGCGAGCGUCAAAAAGAAGAGCAGCUCUACCGGGAAAUCAAGAAAGAGAUGCGAGCGACAGAAAUGCUCCUGAGCGCCAACGAGCCGCCCAGCAUGCUGUCCAAACGGAUCAGUGAACGCCGAAUGCAGAGACAAGAGCGAUCGGCACCGACCGCAGGCAUCAGAAUCAGCUCCCAGGUGCCAGACUUCGACGCCAGAUAUAGGCGCUUCCAGAAGCAGCUGGCAAGAAAGCGUGAAUUUCGACCUCUGACAGCUUGUGAACCCUUCAUGCUGUGCACGGCUAACAUCAACCCGCGUAAAGAGCGCCUCACAGUCGACACUGAGGCAGGGGGGAGGAGCCAGAGCGCAUCACAGGGCCUGUUUGUGUCUCUUUCUCCUCGAACACCUUCGUCUUCUGUGUGUUCAUCUCUCUCUGGGAGCCGUGAAUACUUACCUUCCAAAAUUACUGACGCAGCCAAGAAACGUCAGGAGGCUGUUAGGAAAGUUCUCGAACAGAGGAAGAACGCUGAGCAAGAGGAAGAGGAACGGAAGGAGCGACAAAAGCAGAAGGAGAGGAAACUGCAGAAGCUGAUAGCCAAGCGUGCUCAGGCCAAUGACCCACAUGUGGCUCUGGCACAGAUCUGUGAAUCUAAACUCAAGCAGUUCAGGAAACAGGACCUGCAGAGGCGCAGGGAGUAUGAAGAAGAGAUGAGAGAAAUUCAAGAGCGAGUGAAAAGCAGACCUCUUCUACUAGAACGAGUAACACAGAUGAAUGCUAAGAAGGCAGCAGAGAAAUGCUAUACUGAUGUUCUGCAUACGUUUGGGCUCAGUGAGGCCUUCAUCAACAGUAAAGCUCCCACAAGUGACCAGGACUACACUCUGUCCAGUCAUUCAGUGAUUCACACGCCUCUUACACACAGGGUGGACCAAACAUCUGAUCAUCUAGACUAUCUUGAGGAUUAUGAAGUUUAUGACCAAGACGGUGAGGACGUACUGAUGGACAGGAAGAAUGAGAUACAGCAGGAGGACGAGGGAGAAAAACUAGUCAAAGAAAAUGACCCCGGUGAGGACGGAGGCGGCGGUCAUUUGUACGAGGACGAUCUGGAUUUUGAUGACUAUGACGGUCAGGAUGGGGAUGAAAGUGGCGAAGGGUGUGGUGACAGAAGCCACAGUCGCCAUAGCAACACAAGCAGGGCGAGUGACGACGGAAAAAGAAGUACGAGCCCUUUAUCAGAUGAAGGAAGGAAGGAAGACAGGAAAAGCAGAUGUGGAAGUCGGGAUUCUGUCAGUGAUGAGGAGACAGAAGGAAGAGAAAGAGGAGAAGAAAAGGAUGAUGAUGAUGAUGAUGAUGAUGAUGAUGAUGAUGAUAAGGACUGAGGAAGCCAUUUCAGUCUCUUUAGCUCCUCUUGUGGACAUGGUUGGGAUUUUUAUGUGUGCAGUAUUUAUUAUAAGGCUGGAGUGUAGAUUGAUCCAUCCUUUUUUUCACCUUCAUGUAGAUGUUGAAACCUUGAUAUAAUAAAAAUUUGCUAUCUUUUAUA
Messenger RNA from Hemibagrus wyckioides, 2698 nucleotides. It is a transcript of the gene fam161a, whose product is annotated as FAM161 centrosomal protein A. Bases 60 to 2537 code for a protein of 825 amino acids. The transcript is spliced from 7 exons. Gene Ontology annotation, cellular component: cilium. Gene Ontology annotation, biological process: cilium organization. NCBI's taxonomy places the organism in Eukaryota, Metazoa, Chordata, Actinopteri, Siluriformes, Bagridae. The record is from RefSeq and is a predicted model, not a curated record.